UCACACUUUCACGUACCUAACCUAUUCAAACCGCUGCAAAUGCCCAUUAAACCAAUGGAGAAGAAAAGAAAAAUAAAAAAAGAGUUUUUAAGUUUUUAAAAAAUCUCAGGCUUUGGUUUGACCAGUCAUCCUCGAUUCCUCUUGCAUUUCUUUCUUUUUUUCGAAGGCGACUUCUUCCUUUUCUUCGAGUAGUUCCGUUAUUUGUUCGUUCUUGAAGGCUUGUGGUGGAUGAUCAUAGGGUAGUAGGGAGAAAGAGAGAGAGAUAGAUAGAAGAUAGAGAGAGAGAGAGAGAGAGAGAGAGAGAGAGAGAGAGAGUGAGUGGGUUAGAAUGAUAAGCAACAAGAAGAAGAUGGGGAACGGGGAGAAGAUGGCAGUGGCGGCCGCCAUAGAAUCGAUUGGGCUGGGUUACGACCUGACCGAUGAUUUGAAGCUUAAGUACUGUAAGAGGAACUCGGCCGAACCCAGGCUGAUCAUCAUCGAUGAUGAUCACCGCGUCUUGGUCGUUCCCCCCGGUAGACUCUCCAUUCCAAAUGUGCCCAAGUCCAUCAAGUGUGAUAAAGGCGACCGUCUGAGGUUCGCCUCUGAUGUUCUAUCUUUUCAGCAGAUGUCAGAGCAGUUUAACAAGGAAUUCUCUCUUUCUGGUAAAAUCCCCUCGGGCCACUUCAAUGCUGCAUUUGAAUUCACGGGAAGCUGGCAGAAAGAUGCUGCCAACACUAAAAGCCUUGCUUUUGAUGGUGUCUUCAUCACACUCUACAACAUUGAACUAGAAAAAUCACAGGUGGUAUUGCGUGAUCAUGUAAAACAAGCUGUACCAUCAUCAUGGGAUCCUGCUGCAUUGGCAAGGUUUGUUGAGAAGUAUGGCACACAUAUUAUAGUUGGAGUGAAAAUGGGGGGCAAGGAUUUAAUAUAUGCGAAACAACAGUAUUCAUCACCUCUCCAACCUGCUGAUGUACAGAAGAAUCUGAAGGAUAUGGCAGACAAGAUGUUUGCAGAUGGGAAUGGACAGCAUGGAAUGAAUUCAAUUGGGAGGCAGAAGUUCAUCAAGGAGAGUGGGAUCCCCUUUAUAGAUGCAGUUCAAUCUAGUUCUUACUACCAUAAUGAGUUGCAGGAUGUUAAAUUCACAUGCAAGAGGAAAGGGGGAACCUUGAGUAGAGGUCUAUCUCACAAUGAGUGGUCUCAGACGGUUCAGUUGGAACCUGAUGUGAUCUCAAUGUCAUUCAUCCCGAUCUCAUCGUUGUUGAGUGGACUUCAUGGCAGUGGCUUUUUGAGCCAUGCCAUCAAUCUUUAUCUUCGAUAUAAACCGCCAAUUCAAGAACUACAUCAGUUUUUGGAGUUUCAACUUCCAAGGCAAUGGGCGCCAGUAUUUGGUGACAUUCCCCUUGGUCCAGAUCGGAAGCAGCAUAGUGCAUCUUUACAGUUCAGCUUAAUGGGUCCUAAGCUCUAUGUUAACAAAACUCCAGUUGAUGUGGAAAAGAAGCCAGUUACUGGCCUCCGGCUUUAUUUGGAGGGAAAAAGAAGCAACUGCUUAGCAAUUCACCUGCAGCACCUUUCCUCACAGCCAAAGACCUUUCAACUCAAGGAUGAACCGAAUUACAAAGUCUCUCACCUAUCAUCUGACCGCAGGUACUACGAAAAGGUUCAGUGGAAGAGCUUCUCUCAUGUGUGCACAGCCCCUGUCGAGUCUGAUGAUGAUUUCUCUGUUGUUACUGGGGCACGCUUUGAAGUUAGCGACUCUGGAUUGAAGAAAGUUUUAUUCUUACGGCUCCAUUUCUCUAAAUUUAUUGGCGCCAUGGCUGUUAAAAGUGAGUGGGAUGGUUCCCCUGGUUUGGCCCAAAAAUCUGGAAUAAUCUCGACCUUGAUCAGCACCCGUUUCUCAAAUGCUCAAAAACAGCCACCUCGGCCAGAUGAAGUGAACAUAAACUCUGCUGUGUAUCCUGGGGGCCCUCCAGUGCCAACCAUGACACCGAAGCUUCUAAGAUAUGUUGACACGACAGAGAUGACAAGAGGGCCACAGGACUCACCUGGUUACUGGGUUGUAUCAGGGGCGAGGCUUCUUGUUGAGAAGGCUAAAAUCUCUCUCAAAGUCAAGUAUUCUCUCUUGACAGUGAGUUUACCUGAUGAAGAGGUCCCUGAGGAUUACUAAGUGUUGUGUGCGUGUGCAGGUAUCCUAGAUGCCGCCAACAGCAACCUACAAGGACUCUCUCCAUUUCAACUAAAAUGAAGAGGAUGCUAUGCAGCAUAGUUGAUAUGGAUGCCUGUCAAAAUUUAUUUGAAAAGCGAAAUGAAGUGGCAAAAUUCUCGCAUACAACAGUACUGAUAUUGGCUUUGGCUUUGGCUUUGCUUUGGUUGGGUGCCUGGUGUUCUGACUUCUGUUUGAAAACGAAGAACGAAUUUGGGACUAAGAUAGUAAUUUAUCUGUAUGCCUUGAUUACAGGAUAAACACAAGGAAGGUUGUUCAAUGGAGGAACUUCAUUCAUCAUCUUUUAAA
Messenger RNA from Juglans regia (Persian walnut), 2488 nucleotides. Its product is annotated as MACPF domain-containing protein At4g24290-like. The record is from RefSeq and is a predicted model, not a curated record. Lineage: Eukaryota; Viridiplantae; Streptophyta; Magnoliopsida; Fagales; Juglandaceae. Gene Ontology annotation, biological process: regulation of salicylic acid mediated signaling pathway; plant-type hypersensitive response. The coding region runs from base 329 to 2143 and encodes 604 amino acids. Gene Ontology annotation, cellular component: plasma membrane. The transcript has 8 exons.